This is a messenger RNA of Raphanus sativus (radish), 2030 nucleotides long. RefSeq names its product transcription factor bHLH74. Lineage: Eukaryota; Viridiplantae; Streptophyta; Magnoliopsida; Brassicales; Brassicaceae. Gene Ontology annotation, cellular component: nucleus. The record is from RefSeq and is a predicted model, not a curated record. Gene Ontology annotation, molecular function: protein dimerization activity; DNA-binding transcription factor activity. Bases 762 to 1841 code for a protein of 359 amino acids. The transcript has 9 exons. Gene Ontology annotation, biological process: regulation of DNA-templated transcription.
AUUAGGUUGUGUGAUAAUGGAAAAAGAAAAGAGCAAAUAAAAGCAGUUGUGGCAGUAAUUGUUCUGUCUUUUGUUUAAAUAAUCAUAUUAUGUCUCCUCUAUUAGUGCUAAAUUUCUGCAGCUUUCUCUUUCUCUAGGUCUUUUAUUGUCACUAAACACAAUUAUUAUUAAUGUUUCUUUGAUUCUAUAAAGGUUGGAACUUGAUGCUUGCUUUGAUGUUUGUUCAAGCACCCAUCUUGUGAAUCUCUCAUUUAUUUCACUUUUUAUUGUUCCCCCUUUAAAUUCUUCAUUCUCCCCUAUACAAGCAAAAACAGCAUUUGAUACUCUCUCAACUGAGUGUACCAUCUCUUAUCUUGUUUAGGUUUUACUGUAAAUUGUAAAACUCCCCCACAAGGAUUUGAUUCUUGUUUUGUACUCUAUCUAAGGGCACCACAAUCUUGGAGUAUCUCAAACAGGGUUUGUCUCAGUUUCCUUCCAUUUAUUAAUUCCCUAAUUAUUGGUUCUCUGAUCUUAACAACUUGAUGCUAUCCAAUGGGGUUGUUGUGUCAGUUUCAUUCAUUUUAAAUUCAAAACUCUUGACUCUCUGAUCUCGCAAGCUUACAUUCAUCUGGCUUCUUGUCUGUGACUCUGCUCUCUCACACUCUUUAAAAGCGAAUCUACUUUUUUCCUAUUUGUUAAGCUCCUCUGAGCUACUGGUUUAAGUUCCUUUGUCAAGUCUUGCAAAUUACACCAAACCAAGUUCUGAGGGUUGAAUCAGAGGAAUGGGUGGUGAGAGUAAUGAAGGUGAGAUGGGGUUUAAGCAUGGAGAUGAUGAGAGUGGGAUCUCAAGAGUUGGAGUUACAUCAAUGCCCUUGUAUGCAAAGGCAGAUCAUUUCUUCUCUUCUGCAGAUUGGGAUCCAGUUGUCAGUGGUGGUGGUGGUUUCUCAAGCUCACAUUACACUUCAAUGGGGUUGGACAAUCCAGGGAUGAGUUGCUUCCCUCAUUACCAGCCCGGUUCUGGCUAUCCAGACAUGCCUGCUAGUCUUCUUCCUUUUGGUGAUUGUGGAGGUGGUGGUCAGUUUCUUGGUUCAGACAAGAAGGGAGGAAGUGUUGGAAGAUUGAUCAGAGCUGGAGAGUCUCAUGAGGAUCUUCAUCAGGUUUCAGAUGAUGCUGUUCUUGGUGCUUCCCUAACUAGAAAAAGAAGGCAACUGGAAGCUGAAUCAUCACAACGGAACAAGAAAGCUGUGGAGGAAUUUCAAGAAGAUCCUCAGAGGGGAAGUGAUCAUCAGAGCCAGAAGAAACAGAAAAAUGAUCAGAGCAAAGAGAAGGAGAGCUCACAGAGCGAAGAGGCACCUAAAGAAAACUACAUUCAUAUGAGAGCAAGAAGAGGCCAAGCUACUAAUAGUCACAGUCUUGCAGAGAGGGUUAGAAGAGAAAAGAUUAGUGAAAGGAUGAGAUUGCUUCAAGAGCUUGUUCCGGGAUGUAAUAAGAUCACAGGGAAAGCGGUUAUGCUUGAUGAGAUCAUCAACUAUGUUCAGUCAUUGCAACAACAGGUUGAGUUUUUGUCUAUGAAACUCGCAACGGUGAAUCCAGAACUCAACAUUGACAUAGACAGGAUUCUUGCCAAAGAUCUUCUGCAAUCAAGAGACAGAAACACUCCUAUGCUCGGGCUGAAUCCUUACAGCGGUUUUGAAGGGACGAUGCCGAACCUUUCUACCACCACAAAUCCACAAUACAACCCAUUACCUCAGACAACAUUAGAGAGUGAACUACAAAGCCUCUACCAAAUGGGGUUCGUCUCAAAUCCAUCGAAUAUGUCUAGUUUCUCACCUAAUAAUGGUCGAUUGAAACCAGAGCUCUAGUACUUCCAAGGAUGUGUUCAACGAAAAUUUGCAAAGAGAGAGUGUUUGUAUAGGCUUUGGUCAGAAGUAACAUAUCCGUUCUUCCUUGUUAUUAUUAAUUCUUUCUUAUUAAAAGACCAACAUGAUUUGGAUUCUCUGUCGUUGUUUCUUUUCCCUCAAAGAAGAAUGAAUUUAUUAAAUAUGGAAUCA